ACCGAUUACGAUGCCGAUGAUCUUAUCCUUGCAUGAAUGACACUGCAUGCAUAUACUUGAAGAUACGUCCAAAGGUCACGUCCAAUUAUUAAGCCAAAGGCGACGUAUUCAUUCUCCGUCUCGAAGAUAGAAAUGAGUUCGAAGCCAUUUAUGACAUGCCACUUUCGGUGUCGUAAUAUAUCAGAGCCUCAACGGUAACUGGUUGGCCCAAUAUGUCCACCACAACCACAAUCACCAAAACAACCGAAGUCCCCUCGCCCGAGUCCGCUGACUUCACGACCAUCUCAUAUACAAAGAUCAAGCAAAGAGACGCAAAUGAGCUGUCCGCUCUCCGAAAAGCAUGUGAAAAGGACGGGUUCUUGUACCUGGAUCUCCAGAGUGCGAACGGAGAGCCCAUGCCUGUCACCCAGGAGGUACCAUCGGUAUACAAGGCUGUCAACCGAUUCUUCCAGCUGGAAGAAGAGGAGAAGAUGAAGCAUGAUGUUGAUGCAAUCGGCUCCUGGAAGCUCAAUGGUUAUACCCCUUUCGGGAGGAACGCAGGCCUUGCUGGCGAUGGGAAGAAGUAUGGCGUGGAGGGAUACACAUUUCCCCGAGAUGGUAUCUGCAACCCCGUCAAAGAUGAACAUCCUCUUUCUCUGCCAGCCAUUUUGCAAGAUGAAACCCCUCUCCUGGCCAGCGUCAUGGACCAGCUCCACGAGAUCGGUCUAGGCCUCCUAGGCGCCCUGGACCAGAUCAGUCACAACACAGGGCUCGACAGCAGCGCAUCACUUGCGCCAAAACACCGCCUCGCAGACCCUUCAACCUCGUGCAUGACCGUCCAGCGAUACCCCUCCCUCUCAACCGAAGGCUCCAACGCAGGCCUCAGCGCCCAUACCGACGUCGGCAGUCUCACUCUUCUUUUCUGCGACGCCCGCGGCCUGCAGACAUUCAACCAGGACACGCAGGAGUGGCGCUCCGUCGAGCCGCGACACGGCUGCGCGGUCGUCAACGUUGGUGACUCCCUCCGUUUCUUGUCGGGGAGGAGAUUCCGGUCUGUAGUGCACCGUGUCGCGCCGUACCCGGGGGAGACGAUUGAGAAUAGGUUCUCGUGCGCGUACUUUGUGAGGCCAAGAAUGGAUGUUGAGUUCGAGGACGAGAAGGGUGACCGGUGGAAGAGCAUUGACUGGCAUAUGAGGAAGUACAAGAGUUACCGCGAGGCAGGCAAGACGGCUUAAACUCGAUGCAUACGAUGUAAAAUGAGUUUGGGCCUAGUCAUGAGCAGUUUACUCAUACUGACUUGGGCGUCUCCUCAUCUCCACGAAAGCCGCAUGUAUUCGUAGCUAUCGCCAGAUCUUACCAGUAAGAAGCAAAGCUCUAUGAGAUACGGAGAUCGCAAUACAU
Messenger RNA from Fusarium redolens, 1380 nucleotides. RefSeq names its product 2OG-Fe(II) oxygenase family oxidoreductase. The transcript is spliced from 4 exons. NCBI's taxonomy places the organism in Eukaryota, Fungi, Ascomycota, Sordariomycetes, Hypocreales, Nectriaceae. The record is from RefSeq and is a predicted model, not a curated record. Gene Ontology annotation, molecular function: dioxygenase activity. Bases 213 to 1214 code for a protein of 333 amino acids.